This is a messenger RNA of Synchiropus splendidus (mandarinfish), 2047 nucleotides long. RefSeq names its product nucleolar complex associated 4 homolog (gene noc4l). NCBI's taxonomy places the organism in Eukaryota, Metazoa, Chordata, Actinopteri, Syngnathiformes, Callionymidae. The record is from RefSeq and is a predicted model, not a curated record. Gene Ontology annotation, cellular component: nucleolus; Noc4p-Nop14p complex; small-subunit processome. The coding region runs from base 7 to 1605 and encodes 532 amino acids. The transcript has 15 exons. Gene Ontology annotation, biological process: ribosome biogenesis.
GUAAACAUGGCGCCCGCCAAGAAACGCAACGUGAGUUCUGAAAAAACAACCGAAAGCAGCAUCAAAACAGCCAAAAUCGACUUGAAAAGCAAAGUGGAACAGAUACUUGGCAGUAAAAAACAUGCCAAUGAUGUUUUUGACGUAUUCGAAUUCCUUCAGUCAGAAAAGGAGGAGGAUGUUGUCCGUGCUACCGAUGCAUGUACCAAUUUAUUCUGCACAUUAUUAGAAAGAAAAGAUCUAUAUAUUGGGAAACUACCUGCAGGAGACGAAGAGGAAGUUCUCAGUGGAAAGUACGAAGCUGAGGCAAAAUAUCAAAUGUUCAUGAGAUAUCGCUACGACAGCUGUGUGGAGAUGCUACUUGAAAAUCUCAGUCAUGAACUUCAUGGGGCUCGGGAGAGUGCUUUGUGCUGCUUAAUGAAGUUUGCUGCGACAGAAGGACAACAUCCCCUGGAGGACCUGAGCUGGAGUGAGCACCAUAGUUUCCCACGACCACUCAUCAAGGGUGUUGUGGAUCAAAUGCUGUCCAAAACAUCCGACAACUCCCUGCUGAUCUCAAGGUUCCAAGAGUUCCUCGAGAUGGAUGAUGUUCGCUUUUAUGUAAUGAGCUGCAUCCGUGAGAAUGUCGGCCAAACUAUGGACAGAAGCAAAGGGAGUGUGCUACCUGUGUAUCAGAACAAUGCACUCACCCUCAUCUCCAGCAUCAGCUUGCCCAGUCAGGAGUCCGAGCUCUGCAACUUUAUGGUCAAACAGGAAGUAAAGCACGAUGACUGGAAGGCUACAAAACUGUUGGAACACAAGCGUGUCUUUGAGAGGAUGUGGCUUGGAUUUCUCAAGUAUAAGCUGCCCAGUAGUAUGUAUAAAAAGGUGCUGGUAAUCCUCCAUGACUCCAUCCUGCCCCACAUGAGCAAACCUACCCUCAUGAUUGACUUCUUGACGGCUGCAUACGAUGUCGGUGGUGCUAUCAGCCUGUUGGCCCUCAAUGGACUUUUUGUUCUCAUGCAUGAACACAACUUAGAAUACCCGGAUUUCUACAAGAAGUUGUACAAUCUUCUUGAGCCUUCAAUUUUCCAUGUAAAAUACCGAGCGCGCUUCUUCCACUUGGCCAACAUCUUCAUGAGCUCCAGUCACUUACCGGUGUAUCUCGUGGCUGCGUUUGCCAAACGCCUGGCACGCUUGGCUCUCACUGCACCGCCUGCUGCUCUCCUCAUGGUGCUAGCGUUCAUAUGUAACCUUAUUCGACGCCAUCCAUCAAGCAGAGUGCUCAUUCACAAGCCCUGCACAGAUGACGAACCUUUGGAAGAUCCAUAUGUAAUGGAAGAGGAGGAUCCUGCCGAGUGUCACGCGUUAGAGAGCAGUCUGUGGGAAAUAAAGACGCUGCAGAAACAUUACCAUCCAGAUGUGGCCAAAGCGGCAAUGAUGAUCAACACAGCCUUGCCAGUGCAGGAGGCUGACAUCAGUGAGUUGCUCGAGAUGACCACCUUCGAGCUGAUGGAAAAAGACCUGAGUCAGCCUGAAACUAAGAGCGUCCCCUUGGAGUUUGAACCUGCCACCCACCUGAUGAAGGCGGACAAAGAUGUUAUGGCGCGCCACUUUUGCCUGGCUUAAAAGAAGAAAGUAUGUGUGUUUGCUGUUGGUGUGAGGGACCACAUCAUCCAUCUAGGUUUAUCAUUGUGGGAGAUGUUUGAGUGUUGUAGUGGACACUGCUUGAAACUCAUUAAAUCUUUUCUUAAAGAUUGUCUUAAUUUCAUUAUGGUUUACAAAUGACCUUUUUCUGUUGCCCAGUGUCAUCAUAGCUGAAAUGAAAUGGUUGUGAAAAAGAUAUUGAAAUAAUAUGCAAUUUUUGGAAACCAAUGUGGUGUUUGAGUAAUUAAACCUUUUUCGAGUAGAAAGGAAUUUUCAAAGUGACAUGUUCAGUGCCUGGUCAAUGUGCAAUAUUUGAUAGAGAAUUUCAAUGUAAUGUUUUCUUUUUUUAACCUUUAAAAGGAUGAUUUUCUUGGCAAAAAACUGACAACAUAUCAAUAAAACCGUCACAGUGGAUCACAAAGUC